Molecule: messenger RNA, 818 nt
Organism: Lotus japonicus
Lineage: Eukaryota; Viridiplantae; Streptophyta; Magnoliopsida; Fabales; Fabaceae
Exons: 1
Coding region: 110-670 (186 amino acids)
Biological process (GO): alkane catabolic process
Cellular component (GO): chloroplast
Molecular function (GO): electron transfer activity; iron ion binding
Source: RefSeq, a predicted model, not a curated record
GUUCCAUCCAUGUCCACCCCAAUGGCAUAUACCAUGGUUUUUCCAUGGUUCUCCUCACAUCAACCCACCGUCACCGUUGGCCAUUCCAUCACUUAAACCAGCACCAACAAUGGCUUGCUCCACCACCACAACGCCACCGUUAUCCUUCCACCUCCGAACCCCUCUCAAACCCACCACCACCAACAACCUCCAUUUCCCCAAAACCCUGUUCUCUUCCACCAAACUCAAACGCUCAAAGCUCACCAUAAACUCCAUCGACAUCUCAAACGAAGACACGCCAGCACCCAUCAGUUCAGAACAGCCCGAUUCAGAGUCUCUAGAUCAGAACCUGGACAAGCGUCGAUUGGAAGAGAAGUUUGCGGUGCUCAACACCGGAAUCUACGAGUGCCGUUCGUGCGGGUACAAGUACGAUGAGUCUGUCGGUGACCCUUCGUAUCCCAUUCCACCUGGUUUCCCGUUCGAGAAGCUUCCAGAUGAUUGGCGCUGCCCCACUUGCGGCGCGGCGCUGAGCUUCUUCGAGAGCAAGAGUGUUGAGAUUGCUGGGUUUGCAGAGAAUCAGCAAUAUGGGCUUGGUGGAAACUCACUCACUUCUGGUCAGAAGACUUUGCUUAUAUAUGGAACUCUCUUGGCUUUCUUUGCGCUUUUUCUCAGUGGCUACUUCCUACAAUAGUUGUUCAUUAUCUUCAUCUUAUUCUUGAUGAUUACUAUUUAAGUGUGGAGAUUAGAGGGCUUAACUUAAGCUUAUGUUGGAUUAUAUAUUUGUAUCUGAAAGUUGUGUUUUAUAUUUGAAACGGCAAUACAAGUCAGUGAUUGAUUCA